This is a messenger RNA of Sceloporus undulatus (fence lizard), 8141 nucleotides long. Its product is annotated as fer-1-like protein 4. The coding region runs from base 117 to 5846 and encodes 1909 amino acids. NCBI's taxonomy places the organism in Eukaryota, Metazoa, Chordata, Lepidosauria, Squamata, Phrynosomatidae. The record is from RefSeq and is a predicted model, not a curated record. Gene Ontology annotation, biological process: plasma membrane organization. The transcript is spliced from 42 exons. Gene Ontology annotation, cellular component: membrane.
GCUCUUGUUGACAACAAAAUCACCGCAUCACUGGAAUUUAUAUUGAAUUAGAUCUGCGAUAUCAGCCUCCUGAUGGUGCUGCAGGAACAUGGGUUGAGGAAGACUUUGUCUACCAAAUGAAAGACAGCGUAGAGGUUAUAAUCCGCAACCCUGGAUUUGAGGAAUUGGAGGAUGCUGAAGUGAAACGAGCUGCUGAUCUAGACAGAAAAGCUGCAGUGCUUGGCAGAAAACUUGUCAAAGGUCUGGAGACAGAUGAUGACGAGGAUGAUUAUUAUGAUGUAUCUGACAUGGAGUUUUCUGGCAUUGUCUUUAGCCCUGUGAAAAGCCGUUCUAGAGUCUUCUCUAAAUGGGAUCUGUGUUCUGCUCCCAGACCUCAAAACUUUCAGAUUGGUAUCAACAUAACUGAAGCCCAGAAAUUGGUUGGCGUGAACAUUGAUCCUUUUGUAGUUGUAAAAAUUGGAGAUGAGAAAAGACACACUGCAACACAGAAGUCAACCAACUGUCCUUUUUACAAUGAGUAUUUUACAUUUGAAUUCCAUGAACCAAGAGAUACCUUAUUCCAUAGACUCAUAGAGAUUUCUGUCUUUCAUUCAAAGAAGAUCCCAUUUCUAGGUACACUCAUAGGGACAUUCAAGAUUGACCUAGAGACUGUAUACAGCCAGCCAGAUCACAGAUUCUACCAGAAAUGGGCUGUGAUUAAUGACCCGAAGGACACCAGAGCAGGAGUUAAAGGCUUUGUGAAGUGCAACAUUUCUGUGAUCGCACGGGGGGAUGUGAUGGCUUCCAUUCCUACUAGUUCGAGCGGCCAGAAUGAAGACAUUGAAAAGAAUUUACUUCUACCAAGAAGAGUCCCAGCGGAGAGGCCAUGGGCCAAAUUUUGCAUUAAAAUUUACAAAGCGGAUGGCUUGCCCAACAUGAGUGCAGGAAUAAUGGGUGGUUUUUCAAAGAUUGUCGGGGAGAAGAAAGUUUUCAUUGAUCCAUAUGUUCAAGUUGCCUUUUCUGGACAGCAGGGAGAAACUUCUGUUGAAAGCAGCACCACAGAGCCAGUAUGGAAUGAACAAAUUAGCUUCAUUGAAAUGUUUCCUCCCCUUGUCAGAAAAAUAAAAGUCCAAAUGUUGGAUGAUGCAAACAUUGGAGAUGUUGCACUUGCCACACACUUUAUUGAUCUGCAGCAAAUAUCUGACCCUGGGAGAAAUGGUUUUAAUCCCACUUUUGGCCCAACCUGGGUAAAUCUGUAUGGCUCACCCCAGAAUUCAGCCUUGCGAGAUGUUCACAAAGAUCUCAAUGAAGGUUUGGGUGAAGGCAUAUUCUAUCGAGGGCGCCUUCUCAUGGCUAUAACUGUAGAGAUUUUCAGCACCAUUCAAGCAGCAGAAAAAAAGCCUGUGGAAGCUCUCAAAGGGGCCCUAAGCAAGCUCAAGCUAAAGAAGAAGAGUAAAAAGGCAAAGGACAAAUCGAAAGCCUCUAUCAAAGAGCCUCAGCCAAGCCAAGCCACAGCUGGCAUUUCAGAGGAAGCUGAGCAGCCAAAUGAGGUGAUUGUGGAAGUAGAAGACCUUCAUCCUCUUCCAGAAAAUGUCCUGGGUGUGAAAGAAGAAUUCCUUCUCUUUGCCUCCUUCUUUGAGGUUACUAUGAUGGACCCAUUGAUAGGCACCAAGCCUGUGAAGUUUGAAAUAUCAAUAGGGAACUAUGGGAAAGCAGAAGAAGUUAUGACCAAAGUCUCUAAGAAAGGAGAGAAGGGAGAAAAGAGUGAAGAGAAGCAGCCUUUGCUGGAGCCCAGUUCAGAUGAUGAGCUAGAUGUUGAAGUCAUACCUCCAAGUACACCUUUGUUUGAUAAAUCUAUGACUGUCAGCCAAAAACCUGAACCCACUGAAUAUGACAGUUCCUACAGCUGCCUGUACAUGCUGCAUGAGAAGCCCUGUGUUUAUGUUUGGAGCUAUUGGGAAGACUAUACCUGGAGGCUUUAUAAUUCCAACUGGAUUGUCAAAAUAGCAGAGCGUUUGGAACAUGGACUAGAAGAUGUAGAGAAGCUCUUAAGGAGACCAAGAUCAAAAGCAGACGAAAGGCUUCGACAGGUUCUGGAGGAAUUUGUAGCUGGAUGCAGGCAGUAUUCUCUCAAUGCGGACAAAAAGCCAAUGACCCGUCCAAAUAACCUUGAUCGAUGCCGGAUGAAAUCUCUCCCACAAAACAUUAUCCUGUAUGCAAAACAGGGACUCCGCAUAAGAAGGCGACUAACUCGCACCAAUGUCAAAGAAAAAGUCAACGAGGCAAAGAUAAUUUUAUCAAAGCUGCGAUUCCUGGCUAAAGAGCCCCAGUGUACUAUCCCUGAUGUCCUGAUAUGGAUGUUUAGCAACAACAAGCGUGUAGCAUACACAAGAAUCCCUGCCCAAAACAUCCUUUAUGCAGUGGUAGAAGAAGAAAAAGGCAAAGACUGUGCUAAGAUCCAAACUGUCUUUCUAAAGGUUCCAGGCUCACGCACUGGGGAGAUCUUUGCAAAACUGGAAAUCUAUAUGUGGCUUGGAGUAACAAAAUAUGUGAAGAACAGCACUGCAGAGCUACCAGAGGAAUUCAAACCACUCUAUGAUCAGGCACAACAGGCUGCAAGGAUUCCAAAGUACCUCCCACCUAGUCAGCUCAACAGGGACGACUUCAGCUACUUUCAGCUGCGGGCCCAUUUAUACCAGGCUCGGGGUAUUCUCCCAGCUGAUGAAAAUGGCCUUUCUGAUCCUUUUGCAAGAGUGGUGUUUUCAACCCAAUGCCAGACUACAAGUGUUUUGGAAGAAACACUGAGCCCGAUGUGGAAUGAAUUACUUCUAUAUGACCAGCUCAUUAUUGAUGGAAAGAAAGAGGACUUGAAGAUAGAAACUCCAAUUGCUGUUGUCAAUAUCUUUGAUUACAAUAAAUUUGGUUCUGCAGAGUUCCUUGGUCGAGCAUUUGUUACACCACUAGUGAAGCUGGUAGAUGAGCCAUACAACAAACCUUCUCUCCAGUUUUUUGACAUUUAUAAAGGGCAUAAACCAGCUGGGGAAUUAAUUGCUGUCUUUGAGCUGAUUGAACUGGAUUAUAGUGGCUACUUAGAGCCCUCAGUGCCUAAUGAUGUUGAACCCAAGGAGCCAGAAUACCUGGGAGACCCCCGUUCUGGACGAUUCAUAAUUCCUGAUGGAAUUCGACCAAUCCUUAAGGAAUUCCGCAUAGAGAUAUUGUUUUGGGGACUAAGAGAUCUGAAGCGUGUGAACUUGUUUGAGGUUGACCAGCCACAGGUGAUCAUUGAAUGUGCUGGGAAGAAAGUCGAAUCAGAAGUGAUCACAUCAUGCAAAGAGAACCCAAAUUUCACUGAACUUGUCAAAUACGUUAAUGUGGAGCUUCCAGAGCAAGUGUAUUUACACCCGCCUCUUAGUAUCUUUGUGGUGGAGAAGAGAGCCUUUGGCCGCUCUGUCAUGGUGGGAACGCACAUAGUCUCCCACAUUAUGAAAUUUGCUCCUAAAGAAUUAGAUGAGUUGGAAGAGGAAACAGACAGCCCAACCAAAUUGCGGAAAGCCUCAGCUCGACCUAAUAUCUCCAAAGCCGUGAAGAAUCUUGGUGCAGCAGCUGGGAAGACAGUGAUAAACAUUGGUGCAGCUGCUGGGCAGACAGUAAUAAACAUUGGUGCCGUUGCUGGAGACAUAGGUAGCAAAGCAAAUCCCCUUAAGCUUGUAAAGGCACCUCUGAAAAAACUUCCUAUUGAUCAACUCAUUCCCAAGGAAGAAGAAUUUCAGGAGGAGAAGCCUGAGAAAGAAGAACUGGAUUGGUGGUCCAAGUACUAUGAAUCAUUAAAAGAAUUAAAUAAUCAGUCCUUUAGCGAUGAGGAGGAAGAGGACCCAAAUGAUCCUGAUGGAGGAAACCUAAAUGUUGCUUUGCUGGAUGUGGAUGGGGAAGAGGAAAUAAUAGUUGAAACUGAGCCCGUUCGCCCCAAAAGAAAACUUAUAGCUACAUUGCAGAUCUAUAAUUCAGAGCUAGAAAAUGAGUUUGACAAUUUUGAAGAUUGGCUAUGUAUUUUCCCACUCCAUCGUGGAAAAGCAAACGAGGAUGAAGAUGGAAAUGAUGAGGACAAUUUUGUUGGGAAAUACAAGGGUUCAUUCUACGUCUAUCGAGCUGAAGAGGCAGGUGCAGAACACAAAAUCUCCCAAGGCAUCCCCAGGAACAGACCCAUAAAGGUCCUUGUCCGUAUCUAUAUUGUCAAAGCAACUAACCUGACUCCAGCAGACCCCAAUGGGAAGGCAGAUCCCUACCUUGUGGUCAGAAUCGGGCAACAGCAGAAAGAUACCAAGGAACGAUAUAUCCCAAAGCAGCUCCAUCCAGUUUUUGGAGAAGUGCUGGAGCUGACCAUAUCCUUUCCCUUAGAAUCGGAAGUCACUAUAUCAGUAUUUGAUCACGAUUUGGUUGGAUCUGAUGACUUAAUUGGGGAGACAAAAAUUGACUUGGAGAACCGAUUCUACAGCAACCACAGAGCCAACUGUGGGCUUGCCUCACAAUAUGAUACGGAGGGCUACAACAUGUGGCGAGAUGCUUUUAGACCUUCUCAUAUCUUGGACAGUUUGUGCCAGAAGAAUGCACUCCCUUCUGCUGAGUACAGACGGGAAGAAGUCAAAGUAAACAACAAGCUUUUUAAGAUCCCACCUGAAGCUUUUCCUGAAGAAGCCUUUGUAAAAGAUAAGAAAGAAAAUGACGACGAAUCCUGGUCUGCUUAUGAUGAACACAAAGCUUUGUAUGUUCUUCAACACUGGGAAGAAAUGCCAGAGUACGGAUACAAAUUAGUACCAGAACAUGUGGAAGUUCGAUCUCUUUACAAUCCAGAUAGUCCUGGUCUCUUACAGGGCUCUCUCCAUAUGUGGAUUGACAUGUUUCCAAAUGAUGUUCCUGCACCACCACCAGUCAACAUCAAACCACGACUCCCAAUCAGUUACGAGCUACGUGUUAUUAUCUGGAACACGGAUGAUGUGGUUCUUGAUGAUGUUAACCCAAUAACAGGAGAAGUCUCCAGUGACAUCUAUGUAAAAGGUUGGAUUAAAGGGCUGGAGAAAGACAAACAAGAAACGGAUGUUCACUUUAACUCUCUGACUGGGGAAGGCAACUUCAACUGGAGGUUUGUGUUCCGCUUUGACUACCUCCCAACAGAGAAAGAGAUAACAUAUAAAAAGAAGGACUCCAUCUUCUCUCUGGAAGAAUCAGAGUUCCGGGAGCCAGCUGUCCUUGUCCUUCAGGUGUGGGAUUACGACAGGAUUUCAGCAAAUGAUUUUUUAGGUGCCAUUGAGUUAAAGCUGAAUGAUAUGGUGAGAAGCGUCAAAAGUUCAGAGCAAUGCACCAUCAAGAUGGCCAAGGAGAAGGCCAUGCCCCGCUUUUCAAUCUUCCGAAACAAACGGAUGAGAGGCUGGUGGCCCUUCAUCAAGCUGAAAAGUCAGGAAGACAUUGAAAGGGAGGAGAGAGAGGCUAAACAGAAGAAAAAGAAGAAGAAAAAGAAGAAGUGGAGGAGCUCAGUGAAACCAGAAGAUGUUGAGUUCUCAGAUCCUAGUGGAAACAUCUUCAUCCUAACGGGAAAAGUAGAAGCUGAAUUCCAACUACUAACCUUAGAGGAGGCUGAAAAGGCCCCAGUUGGGUUGGCAAGAAAAGAGCCAGAACCCUUGGAGAAGCCAAACCGUCCAAAAACAUCUUUCAACUGGUUUGUGAACCCCAUGAAAACAUUCAUCUUUUUCAUUUGGAAACGGUACAAGAAGUACAUAAUUGCAUUGCUAAUCAUUGCAAUUUUGACCAUAUUCUUGGUUCUCAUUCUCUACACAAUGCCCGGAUACAUCAGUGAGAAGAUAAUAAAUGGCUAAACAUGCUGCCUUUUCCAGUUUCUUUCCACCAUUAUUCACCAGUAUUCAAGCUGGGGCUUGACAAAGGAAGAUAACAGUGUGACUUCUAUGAGAAAGAUAUUAAGGACACAUGUAGCUGCCUGAUUGUGCCUGGAGCACUUUGAAAAGGAAUCUGUCAAUGGGAUAGAGAAACUGCCAAUUUUUGAACUCGCACCUGCUCACUUCUGUGAUGUAAUGACAAUAGCUUUUGAAAGCCCUUUAUAAUUAUUUGUUAAAUGUCAGGCCUCUAAUUUUCCCUGGAGGCUGCCAUCCCAAUCAUAAGGAGCUGAUAUUCCUUAUCUGGAUUUUUAUGACUAAAAUAAGCAAUUGUACAUAAAAUAGCAAUAUAAUUGGACAUAGAAGCACCAGAACCCAGGUAUACUGAAGAGGAUUUACAAUAUUAUUUAACUGCUGUCUGUGUCUGAAAAUUAUGAAGUGGGGGAAUGAAAUAUUGAAAAAUGUAUUUCACACAGCCAAAGUUUGGUCCAAUCUUAACAUUAUACAGUAAGGUGGUGAUGAGGGGCUCUUUAGAUAUAUAGAGAAAACAACAUCUACUGAGUAUGUCAUGACUAUGAUUUUGCUGUGCAUAUAUAAUAACACAUGGGAAACCAACAUUUGAGCAGGUAGGCUGGUUUUACAAAUGGGAAACAAUAUCAAAUUUUAGAGUGGGUAAAGCAUAGCAAAGAAUGGAAUGCUUUACAAUAGCUUGUAUAUAUUGUUUUCUACAGCAUAUAUAGCCCUGAUCAAGAGUAGAGGCAGGAUAUUGGUUUAGUGCAGGUCUUUACACUGCAAUGGACCUUUGAUAUCCAGUGGGGUUUGGCCCCAGGACUCCUUGUGGAUACCAAAAUCCAUGGAUGCUCAAGUCCGAUUAAAUACAAUGAUCUAGUAAAACAGCAUCCCUUAUAGAAAUGGCAAAAUCAAGGUUUGCUUUUGGGAAUUUAUAUAUUUUUUGAAUAAUUUAAAGCCAUGUAUGCUUGAAUCCAUGGAUAAAGAAUCCAUGGAUAUGGAGGGCCAACUGUAUAUACCCACUGAGCUGAACAUAGUUCAUCAGCCAAAUGCAUUGCCCCUCUAGAGGCUCAAUAAACCUAUUUUUGCUACCCACUCAGCUUCACAAAAAUAGUGAAGGCAUCCAGUAUCUGGCAUGCAACUAAGCUUGGUGGGUUACAAACUUUGUGAACUUGUUUUUUUGACCUUGCACAGCUUAUAUACAUAGUCAAGAAAUGUAACCCCAACCCCAUUAUCUGAGGAAGUAGACUGAAGUCUACAGGGCUGUAUGUAUGGGCCAAAAGGCCUGUGUUCCCCCAGCCACACACAUCAUCCUGUGUGGACGACAGAGGCCAAUACCUUCAGACCAGGACCAGGCAGACCGGAUGCCGAUCCAGUGGUCUUGGCCCAAAGGGGCCUUAGCAUGUGUCAAAAUGACCUGUUGUCUGUCACAGAGUUUCUCCAAAACUGUGCAGCAUCCCCUGGCAGACUGAAUGUACCCGCAUGCCCCUUACCUUCCUUCAGUGUUGCCGCUACUGAGCUGACCCCCCCUCCCCCCAUCUGAUGUAGAAACAGGGACCCUGGCCACAUGAGUGCAGCCAGGCACCUCAUUUCCAUGUUAGAUGUGAUGACAGGGGUCUUCUCAAUAACAGCAAUGAAGGUAAGAGGUGCAUAGCAGUAGCAGGUUUGUGUCAGUAAACACCCAUCUAGCCCAUGAUGACCCAGGGAUCAACCCAGGUUAGGACAAGACCAGGAUAGCAUGGGCUGGGCCCAUUCUAUCUUGACUCAUCUGCCAACCCCUAUGAAAGCUCAUGCUACUAGCUUCUUUCUUGCAGUUAGUUUCAAAGGUGCUGCAAGAUCCCUUUGCACUGUGAUUCUCAGGCUAACACAGGUAUGUCUUUGAAUUCUCACAUUAUCUUAGUACUGCUACAGGUAAUAUUAUAAUAAAUGGUGCAACUGCCUCUGGUGGACCACUAGAUUGCCCAACCAAUCAAAUAAUAAUUCAUUUUAAAAUGUUUGCACAUUCUUAGACAUGGCAGAUAAAGAUCUGCUACUCUUGGCAUAGCAAGCACUAUUCAACUGACGCCUGUGACACUUGUGAAACCUCAAUACUUGAAGCAACAGAUUCUCACUGUCUGAUAAAAGAGCCACAAUUUCCCAUCAGCAUUUGUAGUGCUGGGAAAAUGUGUUAUCUAAGCAAGAGAAUAUGUCUAGCAUAUCUUAAUGAAUGUACAAUGUUAGUAUUUCUACUGACCUCCCAAAAACUGAAUAAACUGAAAUGCUGCUUCUGCC